Molecule: messenger RNA, 4569 nt
Organism: Adineta ricciae
Lineage: Eukaryota; Metazoa; Rotifera; Eurotatoria; Adinetida; Adinetidae
Source: the annotation of a GenBank genome assembly
AUGUCCAGCGAAAGUUUAGAAAUGAUAUUGGAAAAUGGAAUCGGGAAUCCGGAUUCUUCCAAUACAUCGGAAGAUGUUCCACAUGAAAUUGGAACGGAAAGCAAAUCAACGAAUGCACCGUAUUACGUCGUCAUAAUUGCAAGUAUUCUACUGACAAUUACUGUUAUGAGUAUAGCCAUCGUAAUUGUUUGUUUAAAUUCACCAAAAUCUCAUUACACUUGUCAAUCGAAUUUCCGAGCCAUCAGUGGUAGUAACUCUUUAUUACAUGAUUCUUAUCCACAGUCAAUUGCUGCGGGAGAUUUAAAUCAUGACAAUACACUAGAUAUUGUGGUGGUCAAUUCUGGUACGAAUUCGAUUGGAAUAUUUCUUAAUUAUGGCAAUGAAACGUUUGGAUCCCAAAUCAUUGUGCUAACAGGAGACCCAUCGACGCCACUAGCAGUCAGUCUAAACGAUCUGAAUAACGACACACAUUUAGACAUGGCCGUCGCUAAUUACGAUACGCAUGCAAUCGAAAUUUUCUUUGGACUUGGAAAUGGAUCGUUCAACAAACAAGGAGUAUUUUCCACUGGUAUUUCUCGUCCAGUAUCAUUAGCUAUUGGCGAUUUGAAUGAUGAUGGUCGAUCAGAUCUUGUUGUUGUAAACAAUGGUACACAUGAUAUAAGUAUAUUUUUUGGUAAUGGCGAUGGAACAUUCAGCAAUUUAGUUCGUUAUUCGACUGGCUAUGAUUCGUUUCCUUACUUUGUUGCUAUUAGUGAUUUGAAUGAUGACCAAAACCAAGAUAUUGUUGUGGCUAAUUACGGUACGCACAAUAUUGGAAUCUUUCUUGGCGACGGUCGAGGAGAUUUUGCAUCACAAAAGACGUAUUCGACGGGUCUAUAUUCCUAUCCGUGUUCGAUUACCAUCCAUGAUUUUAGUAAUGAUGGAAAACUAGACAUUGCGGUAGCGAACUCGGGUAAAAACAAUAUUGGUGUAUUUUUCGGUUGUGGUGAUGGCAGUUUUGGGUCACAAAUAACCUAUCCGACGAGUUCUGGAAUAGGACCAAAGUCCAUUUCAGCUGGCGAUUUUGAUCAAGAUGGACAUUUGGAUAUUGUUGUCGCAAACUAUCGAACAGGCAAUAUCGGUAUAUUUAUUGGAUCGGAGAAUGGAAGUUUUCCAUCUUUUGUAAUGCAUUCGACUGGUAUCGAUUCAGCUCCAUUUAGUUUAACUGUUGGAGAUUUUAACAAUGAUGGCCAAGCGGAUGUUGCGAUAGCAAACUACGGUACGAAUGCAAUCGUGGUACUGAUUGGAUACGUUAUGGUACAAGCAGAAGUUCCAACGACCUACUCAGCAGGCAGUGGAGCUAUUCCUUACCAAAUCAUUACAGGCGAUAUAAACAAAGAUACAUAUCUCGAUCUUGUUGUUGCUAAUUCGGGUACGGGCAGUAUUGGUGUAUUUCUCGGUAACGGUGAUGGGAGUUUUCAGGAACAAGUUUCCUACUCGUCUGUUAGCCAAGCGGAUAUACGUGGCAUUGCUCUAGCUGAUUUAGAUCAUGAUCAACAAUUAGACGUUGUACUUACACAUUUCAAUGAUGAAAGCUUGGGUAUUCUGUAUGGGAAUGGCGAUGGAUCGUUUAUGGAUGUCGUGACAUAUUCUGUUGGAAGUCCAGCGUCACCACGAUGUUUGACUGUGAAUGAUUUUAAUAAUGACCAUCAUCCAGAUAUUAUCUACACUGAUCAAAUUACUGGUAAUAUUGGAGUUUUGCUCGGCUACGGUAAUCGAACGUUUGGACCAGUAACGAAAUAUCUGCUCGGAUCGCAAUCACAGUUGAUCGGUAUUGAUGCAGGCGAUUUUAAUCACGAUGGAAAUUUAGAUGUUGCAGUUGCAGAUUAUGGUAUUGGUAAUAUUGGCGUUUUUCUUGGAUCUGGGACAGGUGCUUUCACAUUAGUUAGCCUUUCUGCCACUGGGGAUAAAUCACAUGUAUCAGCUGUGGCUAUCGCUGAUCUAAAUUACGAUUCGAAUCUGGAUUUUGUUGUGGCUAAUUCAGCCACGAAUAGUAUUGGCGUCUUCUUUGGCUUUGGAAAUGGAAGUUUCACCACAGCGCAGUUCUAUUCAACCGGGUUAAGUUCUGGUUCGAUCUGGAUCAGUAUCGCUGACCUUAAUAACGAUGAUUUCCUCGAUUUAGCAGUGGCCAAUCCGUUCGGUAACAACGUCGGUGUGUUUCUCGGAGAUCAUCAUGGAAAUUUUACGAAUCAAUGGACUUAUGUCACUGGUCCUGACUCCAAGCCGUAUUCGAUCACCAUCGGCGAUUACAAUCGAGAUGGUCGAUUAGAUCUGGCUACGGCAAAUUUUGGUUCAAAUAGCAUUGCUAUCUUACUCGGCCAUCCAGCACAAGAUUCUUCGCAUAAUCGAACGCCGAUUUUAUUAGGAAACUACUAUGCAAAUUUUCAAAGUGACACUAGUUAUUCAACAGGUUCUAGUCCUCGUCCAUAUUCGUUUGCCAUUGGCGACCUCAAUAAUGAUGCACAAAUGGAUAUUGUUGUUGCUAAUUCAGGAAGUGAGAAUCUCGGCAUGGCUCUGGGCCAUGACAAUGGAUAUUUUACUUCAAAAAGCCCCUUUCCCAUCGGCACAGGUUCUAAUCCAGGUCAUGUUAUUAUCAAUGAUUUUAAUGGAGACAAUGAGCUGGAUGUUGCUGUUACUGAUGGUAACAAUAACAGUGUUGUAGUACUGUUAGGUAAUGGAAACGCUACAUUUCCGACAAAACUCUUAUAUACGCUCGAUACCAAUUCGAAUCCAACUGCUCUUGCUGUUGGCUACAUGAAUGAAGACAUCUAUUUAGACUUAAUUGUUGCAAAUGAGAAUCAAGGUACAGUGGGCAUAUUCUACGGACUUAAAUAUACACGAUUUACAUGGCAAACUCCAUGUGACGCCGGAAAAGAUUCUAGUCCAGAUGGAUUAGCUAUAGGAGAUUUUAACAACGAUGGUUAUUUAGAUUUAACUGUCUCACUUUACUAUGCAGGAAAAGUCGGCGUGUUUCUCGGCUACGGUAAUGGCUCGUUUGCACCAGUUCAUACCUAUUCUGAAAUACUCCAUUCACAGCCGCGAGCUGUUACGGUCGGUGAUGUGAAUAAUGAUCGACGAUUGGAUAUUAUAGAAGUAAAGCGUGGUCUUAAUAGUAUUGCGAUCGUCCUAGGCUAUGGCAAUGGAAGUUUUGCUGAUCCAGUUCUGUUUUCAAGCGGUACUGAUUCUCGUCCACGUUCGGUUGCUGCUGGCGAUUUUAAUCAAGAUGAUUGUCUCGAUGUGACUGUUGCUAACUACGGCACAAAUACCGUUGGCGUCUUCUUUGGAUAUUGCAACGGAACAUACGAUUCCGUCCUACAAUUAGAUACUGGUAAAAGUUCACGUCCUAAUUCAGUUACACUUUUUGAUGUGAACAAAGAUUCUUAUCCAGAUAUUAUUGUUGCGAAUAGAGGUAUCGAUCAAGUUGGCAUAUUUUUUAGCAACGGUAAUAAAAGUUUUACCGAUCAGUUGAUUCUAUCUACUGGCGAUGCUUCGUCUCCUGUUCAUGCGAUUGCUCGAGAUUUUGACAAUGAUGGCAAAGUCGAUCUGGCCGUUGGAAAUUAUGGUACAUCCACAAUUGUUAUCUUCUAUGGAUUUCACAAUGGCAGUUUCAAUCAUAUUCGUACAUUUUCAACUGGGAGUAAUCUUCAUCCCGAACAAUUGAACGUGGGUGACUUCAAUAAUGACAAUCAGUUGGAUAUAAUUGCCAUUGACUCGAAUAGUAUAUACAUGGGUGUCUUUUUUGGUUAUGCAGAUGGAACAUUUGCCAGUAUAUCAUUGAUACUCGUCGAACAAUCUGCAGCUAUUCCAGGUUUCGUUGCUCUUGGUGACUUUAAUAACGAUGAUUGUUUAGAUAUCGGUUUGGCUGAGUACGGUAAUAAUUAUGUUCAAAUCUAUCUCGCUAAUGGUACGAAACCAUUUACCGGACAAACAACAUCCUACAAUGUCGGUGCAAAUUCUCUUCCGAGUGCAUUAGCUGUCGCAGACUUUAAUAAUGAUAGUUACUUAGAUAUUGCCACUGCCAAUCGUGGUUCGAAUAGUAUUGGUAUAUUCUUAGGUUAUGGGAAACGCUUAUUUUCAAAUGUAACACUCUAUUCCACGGGAAAUGAUUCAUAUCCAGUAUCUCUAGUUACCGACGACUUUAAUAAUGAUUCGAUUAUCGAUAUUAUUGUGGCUAAUACAAUGAGCGAUACGAUUGUUAUAUUUCUCGGUGUAGGAAAUGGUGAAUUUGUUCUUUCACUGAGUUAUUCAAUGGGUGAAAAUUCGAAGCCAGUCUGUCUGGCUGUCGGCGAUUUUAAUCGAGAUUUGAAAAAAGAUCUUGCGGUAGUUAACUAUGGUGCAAACAAUGUUGCUCUUCUUCUUGGUACAAACAAUGGACGUUUUAUUAAUCUAACAUGGUAUCCACUUGGUUAUGAUUCUCGACCGAAUUGGGUUGCUUUUAAAGAUUUAAAUAACGACGGAUGGGAAGAUAUUGCUGUCGUUACUUACUAUGAAGGACUUAUCAAGGUUCUUUUUAAUCAUUGUCCGAACUGA